AUGAAUAAUAUCAACAAUGCCAUGUUUUCUGUGAAUAGACUACUAAAUUAUAAAAGCUGUCUUAACAGAAUAGCUAAUCAAAAACCAGCAAUUAAUUUUGUAUUGUUUUGCCUUAAGAAACAAUUUUAUCAUAACAAUAAUCUCAAACAGGGGUCAACUGAACUCAUCAUUAAAGGAUCUCUUCCAAAUUCUCAAAAUUUCAAACAAAAACCUGAAAUUCCUAGAGAGUUAAUUCAUAAAGAUGAUCCCGAUCGAUUUGGUGUUUUGUCAGGAACUGCAAUAUUUACUAGCAAGUACGAUAGUGAUAUUGGAGAUAAGGAAGAAGAUGAAUAUCUAACUGAGCGGCCUAACUAUCUACCUACAAUUCAUUAUGCAAAACUAAUGAAGGAGGAAUUAAAAAACAAACGAUUGAAAAAUGCUUUAGAUAUCUUAGAAAUCAAAAUGUUAAAAGAAGACAGGGCUAAACCUGAUAAGUACAUUUAUAGUAUCUUAAUAUCAGGCUGUGCAGCUGUUGGUUAUACUAAAAAGGCUUUUAUGUUGUUUAAUGAUAUGAAAAAAAGAAACUUGAAAAUUUCAGGAGGGAUAUAUACUUCAUUGUUUAAUGCUUGCGCUAAUAGUCCUUGGCCAGAAGAUGGUUUAAAAAGAGCCACUCAAUUACGGGAAUUGAUGUUUGAAAAACAUUAUGAACCAAAUAUUACAAAUUAUAAUGCGAUGAUUAAAGCUUUUGGAAGAUGUGGUGAUCUUAAAACUGCUUUUAUGCUUGUUGAUGAAAUGAUUGAUAAAAGACUGAAUGUUCCUAUAAGUACUAUGAAUUUUUUGUUACAAGCUAGUAUUAGUGAUAAAAUUGCAGGUUUUAGACAUGGAUUAUUGGUGUGGAGAAAAAUAUUACAUAUGAAGAAAAAGCCCGAUGUAUAUACAUUCAAUUUAUUACUGCACUGUAUAAGAGAUUGUGGACUUGGCGAUAUUGAAGAAUCAAAAUCAUUUUUUGAUAAUUUAAAUGAAGGUUCUAAAAGAUUAGAUGGACCAUCUAAUCAAAUUUUAUUAAAUUCUUCUUCAAACAAUUCUGUAUUAAAAACACAAGAUGCAAAUGAAGUAGAGAACAAUUUGCCUAAUCUACUAUCUCAAACACCCCAUUUUGGGAAAAUCGUGGACAUUACAGGCAUAACAAAUCCAGAGCAUAGAUUACUUUUAUUAGGAGGUGCUUCUGGUUUCUUAAAAGAAAUGUAUGUUCAUAAAGCAGUACCAGAUUUAAAAACUUUCACACAAUUACUCCAAGUGAUACCUUCAACAAAUGCUGCUGAGACUGCUUUGCUAAGAAUGAUGAAAAAAACUGGUAUUAAAGUUGAUGUUUGUUUCUUUAACAUGUUGAUGAAAAAAAGAGUGUUACGUUAUGAAUAUGAAAGCGCAAAGGAAGUUUUGAAUAUGAUAAAAACUGCUGGUUUGAAACCUGAUAUUAUUACUUACGGAGUAUUGGCAAUGACUUGUCAAUCAAAAUUUGAGGCUAGAGAUUUACUAGAUGAUAUCAGUGGUGCUGGAUUCAGAGGCAAUGCUGAAAUUAUGGGUGCAAUGCUAAAUGUUGCAUGUAAAAAGAUGUCAUUCGGAUAUGUUUUAUUAAUUAUGGAAGAAAUAUUAAAUGAAGAUAUUGAACCAAAUAAAUAUUUUUAUAGCACUCUUGAAAAUUUUUAUCAAAAAUGUAAACGAUGCAAUGAAGAGUUAGCUAAUAAUGUUCCAUGUGAGGAUUUGAAACAUAUUAAUAGAGAUUAUUUCUUAACUUUGUACCCAAAGUUUUCAAAUUCAUACAAAUCUUGGAUUGAUAAAGUUCAAGCAAAAUAUCCAAAUUGUGAUAUUCAUCCUUGGGAUCAAUAUCGUAAACCAAUAGAUGAUGGUUUUGAAGGAAGAAAAAUAUUUGAGAAACGAAGAAAGAUUAAGAAACGGUUUAUAAGAGCUAUUGCAUAA
Messenger RNA from Ctenocephalides felis (cat flea), 1956 nucleotides. Its product is annotated as pentatricopeptide repeat-containing protein 1, mitochondrial-like. Gene Ontology annotation, cellular component: mitochondrial matrix. The transcript has a single exon. Gene Ontology annotation, biological process: tRNA 3'-end processing. NCBI's taxonomy places the organism in Eukaryota, Metazoa, Arthropoda, Insecta, Siphonaptera, Pulicidae. Gene Ontology annotation, molecular function: tRNA binding; protein binding. Bases 1 to 1956 code for a protein of 651 amino acids. The record is from RefSeq and is a predicted model, not a curated record.